AUGAAGGUAUUAUCUGCUACGGCACUCGCGCUCCUUGUGCCCGCGAACGCGCUAUUGCGUUUUCCAUGUGCCCAGCUUGUGAUUGACAGGUUAGACCCAUUGGUCACGCCUGGGCAAGCACCUUCACCGCAUCUGCAUCAAAUAUUGGGAGGAAAUUCCUUCAAUGUCACCAUGGCCCCGGAAAAAGACAUGCCUAAGGAGUCAACGUGCACUUCCUGUCAGUUCAGCGAAGACUUCUCCAACUAUUGGACUGCGGUGCUCUACUUCAAGGCCAGGAAUGGCACGUACAAGCGGGUUCCACAGAUUCCCAACUCUGGCUUCAACGGAGUUAAUGGCGGCAUGACUGUCUACUACAUGCAAGAUGGUCUAUAUAAUUUCCAGCAAACGUCCAAGGUUCAGGCCUUCAAGCCCGGAUUCCGCAUGUUCAUCGGCGACGUUAACGCCCGUACAAAGGAAGAGGCUGAGCGCUUCAGGCAGCUCACCUUCACAUGCCUGGAUGACAUCAAUACUCGUGACCCGCAGACUUUGGACUUCCCAACACAGCCAUGCAAGACGGGCAUCAUGACUGCAGUUCGCUUCCCGACCUGUUGGGACGGCAAGAAUCUCGACUCGCCCGAUCACAUGGCACACAUGUCAUACCCCGAAUUCGGCUCCUUUGAGUCCGGCGGUGCAUGCCCCGCUUCGCAUCCUGUCCGCAUGGGUCAGUUGUUCUAUGAGGUCAUUUGGGACACCAGCAAGUUCAACAAUAUGGCUGACUGGCCCGCCGAUGGAAGUCAGCCAUUUGUAUGGAGUUUUGGUGAUGGUACCGGCUACGCGAACCAUGGCGACUACCUCUUCGGCUGGCAAGGCGACGCGCUACAGCGCGCUCUCGAUAACCCGUGCUACCAGAACUGCCCUACGCUAAAGACGCAGAAUGCAGCUGCUAUGAACAAGUGCACUGUUCCCCGCGUUGUCAAGGAGGAGAUUGACACCUGGGUUCAGGAACUUCCUGGUGGUCAUCAGGCGCAGUAUGUUAAGAAGAGGUGGACCGAUUAA
Cucurbitaria berberidis CBS 394.84 is the source of this 1035-nucleotide messenger RNA. RefSeq lists its product as uncharacterized. NCBI's taxonomy places the organism in Eukaryota, Fungi, Ascomycota, Dothideomycetes, Pleosporales, Cucurbitariaceae. The record is from RefSeq and is a predicted model, not a curated record. Bases 1 to 1035 code for a protein of 344 amino acids. The transcript has 7 exons.